This is a messenger RNA of Brachypodium distachyon (stiff brome), 5578 nucleotides long. RefSeq lists its product as uncharacterized. The transcript has 19 exons. Gene Ontology annotation, biological process: regulation of transcription by RNA polymerase II. Bases 285 to 4715 code for a protein of 1476 amino acids. NCBI's taxonomy places the organism in Eukaryota, Viridiplantae, Streptophyta, Magnoliopsida, Poales, Poaceae. The record is from RefSeq and is a predicted model, not a curated record.
ACUACUAGUUCUGUACUCCUCCAAAACUGUACCCCUGCCCUGACGCCUCCCACCCCAUUCUUCUUCCUUCCCUCCCAUCGGAUCCGAAACCCAGGCGAGGAAACCGGGCCGGGUAAGAAGAGAACAGACGCGGUAGAGGGGAGCAACUGAACUCGGUCGGGGGUCGGAACGAAACCCUAGGCGUAGCUCCGCCGUGCCCCCGCCCCCGCCCCGCCCGCGGCCGGUCGCCGUCCGUAUCCGCCGCGGGCCCCGGCGGCCAUGCGCCCCUCCCCUGCCCAGGCGUCAUGAGCGCCCGGGACAUGCCCCGCGCCGAGGGCUCGCCGGAGGGGCCGCCCCGCGGCGGCUUCGACCCUUACGCGCAGGCCAGGAAGGCGCUGUCCUUCCGGACGCCGUUCGAGGGCGACGAGGCGGCGCCCAGGGUCCCCACGCUGCCCGCGCGGCUCGUUAGCUGGUCAGGGUCGAGUGACGGGCGGAAGAAGCAUAAGAAGAUUCAGCCUCCGGACGAGACGGCCGCGGAGCAUCCACCGCUGCUGGCUGCGGCGUCUUCCCGGAAGAAGGGCAUAUGGGAUCAGUUUGAGGCUUAUUUCCGGCCUGUAACCUUGAAUGAUGUUGAUAUGUUAAGGCCCAAGUUCCCAUUCAGCUAUGAUGAGCUUGAUCCAUGCAUCGUCAUGCCAUUUCUCGGCAGUGGCGAGGAGUUAGUGAACAAGGAUGAGACAUUCGACGUGGCUGUCGCUGAAACGAGCUCGUACUUGGGUGUGGGUGGUGAAGAAGUCAUCAGUAACAAAGAGCGUAGUGGGCAGAGUGCGGAUUUGUUUAGUAACAGAAGUGCCGAGCAGGGCAUACAUGAGGUGGUUGUGCAGCAGCUGGGUAGUACCCGAGAGCUCAGCGAGCAGAGCAUAGAGCAGGGUGUACGUGAGGUGGUUGUGCAACGGGAGGAGUGGCCAUUGGAAGUGGAGCAAUCUAGCAGCAGUGGCGGUUUCGUGCCACCAAAAUGUGGAGAGGAGGCAGGAACAUCAAUCAAUUGGCUGCUAGGAGCAAGGGAGCGAGUUGUGCUCACUUCGGAGCGGCCAAACAAGAAGAGGAAGCUUUUAGGUGUUGAUGCUGGGUUAGAGCAGCUUGUGCUGCUUCCGUGCUUGGGAGCUGAGGCUGGGUCAAUCUGUGAUGUUUGCUGUUUGGGAGAGAGUGAGGCUGUGUCCAAUAGGAUGCUUCACUGUAACAACUGCAAGGUUUCCAUGCACCAAAAGUGUUAUGGUCUGCGUGUUGUGCCAGAUGGCCAGUGGUUGUGCGCUUGGUGCAAGCAUUUGGAGUUGACAGGGUGGUCAUCGAAGAAAGAUGCGGGCAGCACCCUUUCAAUGCCUUGUGUGCUGUGCCCAAAGGAGAAAGGGGCUCUAAAACCUGCACGAGGGGAGCCUAAUCGAGCUGCAGAUGAAGGCAACCUAAAAUUUGCUCACUUGUUUUGUAGUCUUUGGACACCAGAGGUUCUGGUGGAGGACAUUGAAUCAAUGGAACCUGUUACUAAUAUUGGAUGUGUGCAAGAGAAUCGGAGGAAACUGGUGUGCUCCAUUUGCAAGGUUAAGCAUGGUGCAUGCAUAAGAUGUAGCCAUGGGGCAUGCAGGGCAGCCUUUCAUCCUAUAUGCGCGCGAGAGUCCAAGCACCGGAUGGAGAUAUGGGGAAAAUCUGGCCAUCCUAAUGUUGAGCUAAGAGCAUUUUGCUCAAAGCAUUCUUCAGUUGGACAAAGUAAUAAUGCAUCUGCACAGAGUCCUGAAGUGAGGCCAAGAGAUGCAAACCCUGGAAAGAUAACAAAACUGAGAUUCACACGCAAGAACAAGGACACAUUCAUGAACUAUGAAGCCAGUAGAUUCAAUCCUGAUAAUCUUAUCAAAGUAAAGACCAUGGAGCAUGGUGCUUUGCCUCAUAACGUUAGAAGUUUAGAUACUCAAGCAACCCGAAGUAUGGAAAUGCAUACUGACCAUCCCUCAGUUGGUGGAGAUCUUAUGAGAAAUUCUGGUGAUAUUGCUACAUUACUUAAAAAGUUAAUUGAGAGCGGGGAGGUUAGUGUUGUUGAUAUAGCAUCCGAAGUGGGUAUUUCUCCAGCAUCCUUGGAAGCUGCUCUCGUGGGUGAAACCACCACAUUUUCCCAUGGUUUGAAAUUGAAAAUUAUCAAGUGGCUUCAAAAUUCUGCACAUAUGAAAGCUGUUCAAGAUAACAAAUUAGAUGGGUCUGAGAUUGCAGAUAGUAUCAAUUUGAAGAGUUCAUUGGUCACAGAAGACAAAGGAGCAGCAGUUGAGACGUCGGAUUCUGCUGUACCAGAACCCUUACCAACAAAAUUUAAAGACAUUGACAAGAUUCUAAAAGAUAAGAAAGCUCUAUGUGCAACUGGAACUACUUUGGAAAAUGGAAACAUGAAAGUGCUUAAAGAAAGUGCUGAUGAUGAGUGUUUCCCUGCUGAAGAUUUAUUGAAAGAAUCUACUGGGACUUUGUUCCCAGUCGGAAGCAAUGACACUUCAAAGGAAGUGCAUGAAGAAUUGAUACCGAACAACACUUCUGGCAACAAAGUUUUUGAUACUUCCAUGGAGAUACCAAAUCAAUUUGAAGGUACAUCACUUCGAAUUAAAACUAACGACUUGGCUGAAGCUGAAGUUGGCUCGGAAGUGGAGGGGCGUGUAUCUUCAUUGGAUCAAACCUUUUCUUCGGGUGAGAAUGCUGAACUUGGAUCAGAUGCAGCUGAAAAUGGUGCAAGCAAUCACCGUAAUUGCAAUCUGGAUCACAUUCAUGGACAACCUUUUUUGAGCUUGGAUGAUUCUCAUUCUUAUAUUCAUCCAUUUAUUAAGAGAAAGAUUGUUUCUCUUUGGGAGCAUGCUUUUAAGCAGAACAAGCAGACGCAAUGUCAUCCCGAAGAACGAUUAUGUACUUCUGAUGAGAAAUGGCCUGUGGAUUCCUCAAUAAAGCUUAUGGAAGCAACAGAAAUUGAUGUGUCAGAUCAAGUUUCAAAGGCAAAAUCCUUGGGAAUCCUUGAUGAUUCACCUGAUGAUGAGGUAGAAGGAGAAAUGGUAUUCUUACAAGCUAGGCUGCUUGACAAUGCCAUUGUUCUAAAGCAUAGAUAUGAAGAUUUAAUAGUGAAGGUUGUCCAUAAUCUUUCUCGCGAGUUGGAUGUGUUCAGUAAAAGGAAAUGGGAUUUCAUCCUUGUCAAUCAGUUUCUUCGUGAUGUUCGAGAAGCUAAGAAACGUGGGAGAAAAGAGAAGAGACAUAAAGAAGCUCAGGCUGUACUAGCUGCAGCUGCAGCUGCUGUUGCAGCCUCCUCACGUAACUAUACUGUGAGAAAAGAUGCAAAUGAUGAUCUAGUGCCAACUAUUCAAAAGAGUUCCCCAAAAUUUGGAGCAGGAUCUUCAAGAGUUGCUCAGCGGACUGCUUCAUUGCCACGGUUCAAGGAUUCAUCAAAGGCAUCCAACAGCAAAGUUUCACCAGAGGCUAGCUUUGGCACUUUCCAUAUGCCAAUUUUCUCAAAAGAAAAUGCACUCUGCUGUGAUGUAUGCUUGCGGAGUGAAAGUGUGUUGAACCGGAUAUUUGUUUGCUCCAGAUGCAAGGCUGCUGUCCACAUAGAUUGCUAUAGAAAUCUAGGGAUAUCUACUGGCCCCUGGAAAUGUGAACUUUGCGAAGAUAUUUCAUCAGAAGCUGCUGGCUCUACUGAUCGAUUGGAUUGCAAUGAGACAAACUUAUCCCUGGUACAGUGCGGUCUGUGCCAUGGAAGAUCCGGUGCUUUUAGAAAGGCUAUAGACAGGCAGUGGAUCCAUGCCUUCUGUGCCGAGUGGUUGUUGGAGACCAAGUACAUGAGAGGGCAAGAUAAUCCAGUUGACGGAAUGGAAACCCUUGCAAUGGAGAAAGAUACUUGUUGUCUUUGCAUCCGCAAAGUUGGCGCGUGCCUCAAGUGCAAUAGUGGGGACUGCGAAACCACUUUUCACCCCUCUUGUGCUAGACAUGCUGGUUUCUACAUGAACACAAAAGGAUUUGGGAGUAUGUUGCAGCACAAAGCAUAUUGUGGCAAACACAGCGUAGAGCAGAAAGAGACUGAUGCCCAUCAAUCUGGACCUGAGGAAUUCAAAAGCUUGAAAAGGAUGAGGGUUGAGUUGGAAAAGUUACGCCUCUUGUGCGAGAGGGUAAUUAAGAGAGAAAAGGUCAAGAGAGAGACGGUUCUGUGUGAUCAUGACAUACUUGCCAAAACAAAGGAUGCCGUUGUAUUCUCCUACCUUGCACCUGGAGCUAGUUCAGAAUCUGCCACUACUUCGGUUAACAAUAAAUCAUACAGUGGAACCUUGCAGAGAUCUGACGAUGUCACGGUGGAUAGUAUUAUUUCUGGGGAAAAUACCACAAGAUUUUCACUUAAUAACAGAGAUGCUGAUAGAAACACAGCUGAUAGCUCAAGGACGUUGAUAUCGUUCAAACGGAAGUUGAGUGAGAGAGGACAACUUGCUGGCAAGCAACUUCCACAAAGACCAGUUACUGCCUUACAGAAACUGGAAGAUGGAAAAAAGAAGACAAAAGAUAAGAAGCAGGUGGAAACAUUUCAGAAGGAGCUAGUUAUGACAUCUGAUCAAGCUUCUACGCAGAACCAACGCCUUCCAAAGGGAUAUGCGUAUGUCCCCCGUGAUUCUCUUUCUAAAGAGAAACCAUGGAAACAAAAUACACAGACCCAUGAACCACAAGAACCUGGUGGAUAGGACAGCUAAGAUCAAGAUGGUUAAUUUCUCUGAUGGAAAACGGUGAAAUGUUUGCAUGCCAUGUGUUCAUAACUGAAAUGUACACAGCGCUGGCAUGUGUUUUUGCUGCAAGGAUCACCGACAAGCAACAAUCCUAUCAGACAUAGCUGUAGAAUGAUGCAAACCAAGCUAUUGUGAAUGAAUGUUUGGUGUGGGGUCGUGACUAGAAAAGCUGGUCCCCACUUGGAUGAAUGACAACAUGGGUGCACUCCACCUACCAAGGGCUAUACAAAGAUGCGUCUUACCUGUGUAUAUAGAUUUGCUUCUUAGGGUGUAAAAAUUUCUUUGUACAUUCCUUCCUUUGCAAAUGCAUAGUUUAGUUAUGCAAAAAGAGAGAUAAAGAGUUACCAUUCCUUUUUGGUUGUAGAAGAAAAGAAGGGAAAUGGGACGACUAUAUGGUUGUUGCAUCAUAGGAGCAGGAAGAAGCAUUUGGUAUCUAACAAGGUCUGAUUCAUUUAUUUGUAGGGUUGGAGAUAGUAGAAGCAGUUAAUGGUGAGAGCCGGUAUAGCACAGAUCAAGAUUAUUCUUUUUUCUUUUGUUGAUUGCUUUAGGGCGAUUUGAUGAAACCAGUAGGCUUUUGGAUAUAUGUAAGAUUAACAUGGUUUAUGUUGUCAAGAUGACAGCAAAUGGGAAGUUCACUAGUGAGUUAAUAAGUCAAAUUUGGUUGUUAGUAUUUAACUCGUUUAUGUUGGAUCCAGAUAUUUUUGGUCUGAGACUGGUUUUCUGCUUGCCGUCCAGAUUUGUAACUUUGGUAACCGUGUUAGGUGCCGUUGUAAGCUACACUGGCAACAUAAAAACAUUUCUUCGGUCUGUACUUGUUCCCA